ACCUGUUCAGUUCUGUUUCCCAACUGCUUGAAUGUGGUACAAAUGUGUUGUAAAGUAUGUGCUUUAUUAUUUAGUAUAAGUUCGCUACUCCACACUCCAACCCAGUUGGUGGCGGGAAUGCAACAUAGGUUGGUUUGCCAACCGCAAUAAAACGACAAAGAAGAAGAAAAAGAGGCGGAAAACCGCCAUUUAAGAAGAAGAAGAAGAAGAAGAAGAAAGAAGAAUUCGCGCUCUCAGUCGGUAAAUGUUCAGCGUGUUCAACAUAAUUCAUCUGUUCGUGUUUAUGUUCAGAUUUUCAUCAUGAGAGAGCUAAAAGAGGUGAUGAAGACCAAACCGAUGGAGAGAGACAGUUUACAGGUUAAACAUUCAUUUCCUGACAGUAAUGAGGGUGAUCAAACCUCCACAGAGUCUCUGACUUCUGUCUGUAACGCUGGAGAACAGCAGAUGCUGCAGACACCAGUGAAGAUUGAAGUGAAGCAGGAGGAGAUGAAAGAAGAAAUCACAACAGAGGAACAACAGAGAACUGAUGAAGAUGAUGAUGAUGAACAGCAGAUGCUGCAGACAUCAGUGAAGAUUGAAGUGAAACAGGAGGAGAUAAAAGAAAACACAGCAGAGGAACAUCAGAUAACUGAUGAUGAUGAUGAUGAUGAACAGCAGAUGUUGCAGACACCAGUGAAGAUGUGUUCAGUGAAGUUGGUGGACUGCAGGAACCUGAUAAAGAGGAGAGGAGAAACCACAACAGAUGAACAAGAGAGUGAUGAUGAUGUCAUUCAUUCGGGUGAGGGAGCUCUUCAGAUGGACCUGGAUAGUGACGAAGAGUUCACAUUAUCCUCCGAAGACGAGCAGGACUCCGAAGACGAACGUUUGCAUUUUGAAGAGCGACUUGAUCCAGCCGAGGAUGCAAUUUUGGACGACUAUAAUAAUGAUAGUGAUCAGUCACCUGUUGCAAAGAGGGCCAAGAGAAUCAUUCAGGCGAGCAACAGGCAAUCCACUCUGUCAUGGAAAAAAGAGAAUGAUAUUGACAUGGUUCCACAGACUCUGAGAUUCCUGCCUGCGCGGGAACCUGGACCACAGCUGAGUCCUGCUGAUGCGCACACUCCACAGAGUCUCUUCAAAAAGUUUUUUUCUGAGAAUGCAGUGUUAACUCUGUGCCACAACACCAAUGCUCAAGCUGCCAGGUCAAAAGCAAUGGGCCGCAAAUAUAAGUGGAUAGAUGUCAGCAUCAGUGAGAUGUACUGCUACAUUGGCCUGCUGUUUUACAUGGCCAUGGUAAAGGUGAGCAACAUCAAAGACUACUGGCGGAAAGACAGUGUUUUCUCUGUGCCUUUUCCUGCCACAGUCAUGUCAAGAGAAAGAUACCGCACCAUUUCAUGGAAUGUGCACAUGAGUCACCCAGAUGCAGAUAAAGAAAAUGACAGAAAAAGGGGCACAGCUGAAUAUGACCAUCUUUUCAGGGUUAAACCUCUCAUGGACUCUAUCCGUCACACUUGUAAAGCCAUCUAUCAUCCUAGAAGAAAUUUAGCUCUGGAUGAAAGAAUUGUGAUAUAUAAAGCAAACCGAGGAAAGACAUCGUACACGAAAGCCAAGCCACCCACGUGGGGCUUCAAGUUGUUUGCCCUUGUUGAUUCAUCAAAUGGAUACACUGUGGACUUUUCUGUGUACACAGGAAAAAACAACUUUCACAUAGGCCAUGGAAUAUCAUAUGAUGUUGUGACAUCUCUUAUGGACUGUACAUUUUUAGGCUCUGGGUACCAUGUGUACAUGGACUAUUUCUUCACGAGUCCAAAGCUCCUGACAGACUUGUUUGCCAUGAAGAUUGGUGCUUGUGGGACUUACAUAGACUCUAGGAAUGACUUCCCACGGGAUGCAACUAAUUCACUCUCCAAAAAAUCUGCUAGGGGAUCCAUCAGGUGGAUACGGGAUGGACCUCUUUUAUUUGUGAAGUGGAUGGACACACGAGAGGUAUCUGUCUGUUCUACUAUCCAUUCUGCUUAUACAGGCGAGACUGUGCAGAGGAAGGUGAAAUCACAAGAUACAUGGAGGACAAAGACAUUUCCAUGUCCUGACCCUGUGACUGCCUACAACCAACACAUGAGGGGCAUUGACCUGUCUGAUCAGCUGUUACAUGGAUCUGUUACACAACAAAAAACCAUGAUGUGGUACAGGAAGAUCUUUCUACACUUAUUGGACAUUGCUUCCAACAAUGCUUUCAUUAUGCACAAAGAGCUAUAUGGUAACAUGACCCACAAAGGGUUCAUGGAACAGCUUGUUGCAGAGCUCUGUGGUGUGUCACAGAAAGUAGCACCAAAACAGACCAGUAGUGACCAUGUACCGGUUCCAGGAGUUCUGCAGACAUCAAGUGUAAAGAAGAAUGCCUCAAUUGGUCGCCGUGUUUGCAUGUUUUGCAAAGUACAGAAUGGUAAAAGGCAGGUUACACCUUGGAAAUGCCAGGCAUGUGAUGUUCACUUGUGUCUUCAGUUGAAUAGGAACUGUUUUCAAAAAUGGCACACAGCCAUAUAACUGUUUUCUCAAAUCUGUGUGCUGUGCACUGCUCUUCAAAGCUUACAAUGCUUAUGUGUAAUACUAUGUGAGCGAGUAUCUUACCGAUCUAAAGCUUUUAAAAGGUAGUGGAGGUCUAAAGUUUUUAAGUAAAGUCUUUGUGUAAAGAACAUGUUUAUUCAGAUUACUACUUUCAAGAUUCUUCUUGAUUUUGUGAAUAAGCUAAAACAAUACAUUAAAUCAUUUAGUCUCCUCACAUUCAUUCUCUGUCACAUUCCUCAUUGACUGGUCCAGGGGAGGGGUCUUUUGUCUCAGGUGUGAAUCACCUCAAUAUUCAUGAUCAUUCACACCACCUCACAUAUUGCCCUUCUAACACUCAAAAUGUCUUACAAAAGUUAAAUGACUAUUGUUUUGUGUGAAUGAGUGAUCAGGAUGGUUGUCAAGUGGAGCUAGAUUAAUAUGGGCAGUUUGUUCAAUUUGUAGCAAAAACAAGAUCCAGUAAUGUGUUUUUAAGCAACUGAAAAAAGAAACCAAUGCAAGGCAUGUCAACUUCUCCAGGGCCCAAAAACACCAUCAGACCCCAGAGGGUUAAAGUGUUUUCUGAAGUGUACAUGUGCGCAUGUGAUAGUGUGUUUCAAGCGUGAGUGAAUUUGCACAGGGUUUACAGAUGAUUGUACUAUAUUAAACAGUAUAUAAACUGAAUAUAAUGCCAAGUGUCCUAUACAUUUUAAGUGUCCUUUAUCAUAUUUCAAUAAAAUAGUGAAAGAAAAUUACUAAUA
Molecule: messenger RNA, 3278 nt
Organism: Xyrauchen texanus (razorback sucker)
Lineage: Eukaryota; Metazoa; Chordata; Actinopteri; Cypriniformes; Catostomidae
Product: piggyBac transposable element-derived protein 4-like
Exons: 5
Coding region: 301-2520 (739 amino acids)
Source: RefSeq, a predicted model, not a curated record